AUGCUUCGUGCUAGCAGAAUCGUCGGUCGCAGACUGGCCUCAACCAGUGCUCCAGUCAAAACAGCUCAUCCAAUCAGAAACUUCUUCUUGAAACUAACAGCAGCUACAACCGCAUUUUACGCCGGUGGUGUCGCCCUAUCCGUUUACAACUACCAAUUUGCUGAACUAUUCACUGAUAACGUCCCAUUGGCAGAAGAACUAGUGCAAUUGGUCGAAUCCUACAACGAUGGUACCUUAAAUGCUCCCCAAUUAUCUCUGGAAGAAAUUAGACAAAAAUUCGGCUCCUUCGCCAGAAGAGUCGAAAACGUCCGUCAUGAAGGUUCCUCGCCAGUAGCUGCCGUCACACCUACUCCAGUCACUAGCUCAGUUACCGUGCCAGAGCCAGCCGUCGCUGUUGUUGACCCAUCCAUCCCUCCAGUAGGUUCUGUCUUGUUGAAAUUGCCUCACUUGAAGUUGGACGAGGAGUCUGUGUCUCCAAAGAACAAGGAAUUCGUCGAAUCCUUCAACAGACAGGUGGACUUGCUCAACGAAAGCCAUUUAGUGCUUCCCGAAAACGCCGUGGAAUUGUUUUUGAACUCGUACAAGAACCUUUCCGUAGAAUUAAACAAGUUGAACAAAGACUUGACCGAACAAUUGAAUUCCCAAUUGAGCACCCUUUCCUCUGAAUUAAAACAAUCUGUCGAGGCUGAUAAGGCAAAGGAAAUCGAAAACAACAGAGCUCAACUAGUGCAACAGUUCGAAAAGGACUUGUCCAACCUAAAGGUUGAGUUCGAACAGAAAUUCGACUCCCAACUACAAGCUUCCUUGAAAGCUAACGAACAAGCCUUGCUUGCCAAACACAAAAAUGAACUUGCUAUGCUGUCCAUCAAACAGGUGCAAGAAUUCAACAAGAUCAUCUCUGACAAGAUUGAAAACGAAAGAAACGGUAGAUUAAAGAACCUUGAUGAAUUAAAUGACAGCGUUAAGAACGUUUCUGAUUCCUUGGAGUCCAUCGAACAAACGAUACUCAAGUCAGAGUGUAUCAACCAAUUGACCACAUUAGUCUCUUCGAUCAGAUUCAAGCUAAACUUGGAUAACACUCCUUCUUUGGACUUGUCAAAGGACUUGCAAAGAUUGAAACUACUAGUGAACAUAUUGCCCGGAAAGCCAAAUAAAUGCGAAUGCAAGGAACCUCAAUUGAUUGAUGUUGUCGUCAAAGAACUAGACACUUUGAUCUCGGGUAAGAGUGAACAAGAAAGACAGGUCCUUUCCAACGAGCAACUAUUGAACAGAUGGAAUUUGCUGCAAGAAAAGGUCAGAGAAGCUUCUUUGUUACCUCCAAACGCAGGCUUCUUGGGUCACAUCUCUGCUAAAUUCUUCUCCCUGUUCUUGUUCAAUAAAUCUGGUAUCUCUAACGACAACGAUAUUGACUCCGUCAUUUCUCGUGUCUCAGAAAACAUCAAAUUGAAUAGACUAGAUAAGGCUGUCGAAGAAGUCGUCCAACUUCAAGGUUGGUCUAGACUAGAAGCAGAAAGCUGGCUACAAGCCGCCCGUUCCAAAUUGGAAUUGGAAACUCUUGUCGACGUUAUCGAUCACGAAUUAAAGACUCUAUGA
This is a messenger RNA of Kluyveromyces marxianus DMKU3-1042, 1593 nucleotides long. It is a transcript of the gene MIC60, whose product is annotated as Mic60p. Bases 1 to 1593 code for a protein of 530 amino acids. Gene Ontology annotation, cellular component: MICOS complex. Gene Ontology annotation, biological process: cristae formation. The transcript has a single exon. The record is from RefSeq and is a predicted model, not a curated record. NCBI's taxonomy places the organism in Eukaryota, Fungi, Ascomycota, Saccharomycetes, Saccharomycetales, Saccharomycetaceae.